AUGGCAGCUGAAGAAAUAGAUGUGAAUGUGAUCGCAACUAUUUUGAGUAUAACCUCUGAUUACCAGAAAAAGAUACGGAUGCGCCGGGUAAAUUUCAUGAAACAUUACAUGAAUCAGCGAAACAAAAAAAAGCACAGGACAUUUUAUUUUUGGUGUAUUGGCGCAUUAGGAAACAGAUUGUCAUCUGAAAGACGUUUUUGGGUGCAGGCAAGCAAAGGUACAGGGUUGUUUUGGGAGGAAACAGUUGUCAUGUGGAACGACGAUAGCCUCUGGUUGGAAAACUUCCGAAUGUCUAAGGGAACAUUCGAUUUUCUUUGCAAGAAAAUUAAUGCUUAUCUUUUGCGAGAGGAUACAACCUUCAGAAAAGCUAUACCAGUGGAGAAACGAGCAGCAAUUUGUUUUUGGCAUUUGGCUACUAAUGAAGAUUUGAGGUCUCUAGCCUGGCGUUUUGGCGUGGGAAAGAGCACCGCCUGUGAAAUUAUUAAUGAAGUUUGCCAAGCUGUUGUUGAAAUACUACUGCCUCAAGUGAUCAAAUGGCCAUCAGACGAGAAACUGCUCAAUGUCGUUGAUGGUUUUCUCACGACCUGGGGCUUCCCUCAAUGCGCUGGCGCCAUUGAUGGCACCCAUAUUCCAAUUGUAGCACCUUCCGAAUCUUCACCUGAUUACUACAAUCGCAAAGGAUUUUAUUCUAUUGUUCUUCAAGCUGUUGUUGAUCAUCAGUACCGGUACAGUACUAAUUUUCUCAGGGUAAUGUGUAAAUACAUCCAAAUUUUAUUAUUUGAUAACCCUUGCAACAAGCCAACAGGAUACUACAGUGAUAAGGGACUGUUCAUUAUUUAUACCCUAGGAUGGGGUGGGAAAAAUUGAAAGGGGGGGGGGCAUGUAAAGUUCAUCUUGUCCUAUGGGUGGGGGGUACUUGCUUUUUUGAAAUCUUCUGGGGGGGUGUAGAAAAAGAAUUAAAUAUAUUGGGGCACCUGUCCACAUGCAGAACAUAAUGGUAAGUGGGAAAUUUUUGCCAAAAAUGAAAGCGGCGUAUAUAUAUAUAUAUAUAUAUAUAUAUCUUUAACCCGAUGAGUGGCAGCACUCUCCCUGAUGAGUAAAAUCGUCUGGCAUUAGAGUAAAAUAAUCUGGUGUUAGACAGGGUAAAAUAAUAAAGUGGGCGCAUUGCUACUUGAAGCGUUAACAUGGUACAUUUAAGCAGAUAGUCAACCCAUUGAGUUGCAUGGCAGCACUCUCCCCCUGAUGAGUGAAAUCGCCUGGUGUUAGACAGAGUAAAAUAAUAUGGCGUUUGACAGAGUGAAAUAAUAAAGUAGGGCGCAUCUGGGUACAUUGACACUUAAAGGGUUAAACUGACUUUGAAUUAACUAUUAACUAAAAAAUGUGUGUUGAAAUGACAUUUAAACAAACUUAUAAAUGCCAGUUUAAGUUGUGUGUUACACAUUGUAACAAUUAGUGUGUUAAUAGUUUGUUAUACUUCAUAUAGUUUAAUUAACACACCCUGAUAAAUAUCUCUAAUGUAAACUACAAUGUCCAAUACGGCGAGGUUCACAUAAUUUUAAAGCAAAAAUAUGCAAUGGAAACAAUAAUUCUUGUUCUUGACUUAUACCGUAUUCUUUAUAGUAUUAAACUAUUCAUAGAAACGGGGGGGGGGUUAUAAACUUUCCAGUAUUUUAUAGGGGGGGUCUUCAACAUUGAGAUCAUCAAAGGGGGGAGGGCCACAAGAUUCUUGUAUAUGACAUAAGAAUCUCCCACCCCAUCCUAGGGUAUAAAUAAUGAACGGUCCCUAAGACAUAUGUUUCAAACUAAUCACUUUGAUAAGUUGGAUGUUGCACUUAGUUUUAUGUCGUACUAAUGCAUGCAAACCCUGCUAUCAAAAUAUUUAAAAAAAUAUUUAUUUCUUUUUAUGAAUCUUUUGAAGAUUUACUGACAUUUACAUAAAGUGGCCAGGUCGAGUUCAUGAUGCCAGAGUACUAUCAAACUCAGGAGUAUUUGGGAAAGCUGAAGCAGGAUUACUUUUCCCAGAUGUGAGUUUAUCAUAAAUAUUUUAAAUUUACAAAAAAAUUUUAAAAAUUUAAAAAUUUACAAUCUGUCUUUGCCAUAGUUAACAAAACAGAUUUGCGAGUGCAAUGUUCCAGUCAUGCUGGUUGGUGAUCCAGCUUAUCCACUCUUGCCAUGGCUGAUGAAGAGGCAUCCUAAUGAUGGCAAUCUCAGUCCUGCACAAAAGAAAUUUAAUUAUCGCCUAAGCCGAGCAAGGCAAGUUGUGGAGUGCGCAUUGGCCGUUUAA
This is a messenger RNA of Paramuricea clavata, 2284 nucleotides long. The record is from the annotation of a GenBank genome assembly. NCBI's taxonomy places the organism in Eukaryota, Metazoa, Cnidaria, Anthozoa, Malacalcyonacea, Plexauridae.